Molecule: messenger RNA, 1026 nt
Organism: Blumeria graminis f. sp. triticale
Lineage: Eukaryota; Fungi; Ascomycota; Leotiomycetes; Helotiales; Erysiphaceae
Source: the annotation of a GenBank genome assembly
AUGUCUUCUUCCUCAGGCACGCCAGAAUCAUGGAUCUCCUCAUUUUGCUCCCUACUUGGUCAUGAAUACUUCGCUGAGGUUUCGGAAGACUUUAUUGAAGAUGAUUUCAAUUUAACGGGUCUACAAACUCAGGUAGCUAUGUACAAGGAGGCUUUAGAGAUGAUAUUAGAUGUAGAACCUCUAGACGAUAAUGAAGAUGAUGAUGAUGAUGACGAUGACGUAGCAGAAGGGUCUAUGGAGGCAAUCAUUCACAGGGAAGAACGGCUUAGACAUUACCGUACGGCUUCCGAUCUUUCAACCAUAGAAUCUUCUGCAGAGAUGUUGUAUGGUCUAAUCCAUCAACGUUUUAUUUGUUCCCGUGCAGGUAUACAGCAAAUGUCGGAAAAGUACGAGCUUACACAUUUUGGAUGCUGCCCACGAACCAAUUGUGAAGGAACUCGUACGCUACCUGUUGGUCUCUCGGACACUCCAGGGGAAGACACCGUGAAACUUUUCUGUCCAUCAUGUUUAGACGUCUACGUGCCGCCCAACUCACGCUUUCAGACAGUCGAUGGCGCAUUUUUUGGCCGAACCUUUGGGGUUCUAUUCAUGCUUACAUUUCCCGACCUUGACUUAACAAAAAGAGGCUAUGAAACGCUUACUAGCUUACACACCCGUGCUUCUAACACCUCUACAAAUCAUGAUAGCGCUGAAAAGGAGAAAAUAAAUGGGUUGAACGCAAACAACCUCGCUUCCGGACUUGGCAAGGGUAAAAUGUAUGAACCUAGAAUUUAUGGAUUUAGAGUUUCAGAGCGUGCUCGAAGCGGCCCGCGAAUGAGUUGGCUUCGUGACCGACCAUCGAACAUUCAAGAGCUAAAUGAAGCCGCUGCCUGGAACAUGGAGCAUGCAGACGAAAGCGAAGAUGAAGUUGAUAUGGAGGACGUAACUACAUGGGCACCAUCCGCGCAACGGAGGAAUAAGAAUCAGCAGGUAUCGCGUGGUAGUCCCAUGUCAGUGGAGGCCACCAAGAGCAAACAAAACGCUUGA